Messenger RNA from Eubalaena glacialis (North Atlantic right whale), 1801 nucleotides. It is a transcript of the gene SOX17, whose product is annotated as SRY-box transcription factor 17. Gene Ontology annotation, biological process: vasculogenesis; angiogenesis; heart development. The record is from RefSeq and is a predicted model, not a curated record. The transcript has 2 exons. Bases 181 to 1416 code for a protein of 411 amino acids. Gene Ontology annotation, molecular function: DNA-binding transcription activator activity, RNA polymerase II-specific; RNA polymerase II cis-regulatory region sequence-specific DNA binding. Lineage: Eukaryota; Metazoa; Chordata; Mammalia; Artiodactyla; Balaenidae.
GACGCUGGCUGCGCCGGGGCUGCGAUCUGCCAGGGACGCCGGCGGCGGGGUCGGGCCGGGGGGCGCGAGCGGCCCGCGGGGCAUCUCCCUCUCUCGCUCCCCACCCCCUCCCUCCCCCCGGUCGGGGGAGGCGGCGUGUCCGGCGGAGGGGCGCGGGGCGCGGGGCAGGGCUGGAGCGCCAUGAGCAGCCCGGAUGCGGGGUACGCCAGUGACGAGCAGAGCCAGCCCCGGAGCGCGCUGCCCGCCGUGAUGGCCGGGCUGGGCCCCUGCCCCUGGGCCGAGUCGCUGAGUCCCCUCGGGGACAUGAAGAUGAAGGGCGAGGCGGCGGCGAGCAGCGGGGCGCCGGCCGGGACGGCGGGCCGAGCCAAGGGCGAGUCUCGCAUCCGGCGGCCGAUGAACGCCUUCAUGGUGUGGGCGAAGGACGAGCGCAAGCGGCUGGCGCAGCAGAACCCCGACCUGCACAACGCCGAGCUGAGCAAGAUGCUGGGCAAGUCGUGGAAGGCGCUGACGCUGGCGGAGAAGCGGCCCUUCGUGGAGGAGGCCGAGCGGCUGCGCGUGCAGCACAUGCAGGACCACCCGAACUACAAGUACCGGCCGCGGCGGCGCAAGCAGGUGAAGCGGCUGAAGCGGGUGGAGGGCGGCUUCCUGCACGGCCUCGCCGAGCCGCCGGCGGCCGCGCUGGGCCCCGAGGGCGGCCGCGUGGCCAUGGACGGCCUGGGCCUGCCCUUCCCCGAGCAGGGCUUCCCCGCGGGCCCGCCGCUGCUGCCCCCGCACAUGGGCGGCCACUACCGCGACUGCCAGGCUCUGGGCGCGCCCCCGCUCGACGGCUACCCGCUGCCCACGCCCGACACGUCCCCGCUGGACGGCGUGGAGCCCGACCCCGCCUUCUUCGCCGCGCCGCUGCCCGGGGACUGUCCGGCCGCCGGGCCCUACAGCUACGCGCAGGCCGCGGACUAUGCGGGGCCCCCGGAGCCGCCCGCCGCCGGGCCCCUGCACGCCCGGCUCGGCCCGGAGCCCGCGGGCCCCGCGAUGCCGGGCCUCCUGGCGCCCCCCAGCGCCCUGCACAUGUACUACGGCGCGAUGGGCUCGCCGGCGGCGGCGGCGGCGGCGGGCGGCGGGCGCGGCUUCCAGAUGCCGCCGCAGCCGCCCCCGCCGGGCCCGGGGCAGCCGUCGCCGCCGCCCGAGGCGCUGCCCUGCCGGGACGGCGCGGACCCCGGCCAGCCGGCCGAGCUCCUCGGGGAGGUGGACCGCACGGAAUUCGAACAGUACCUGCACUUUGUGUGCAAGCCCGAGAUGGGGCUCCCCUACCAGGGACACGACUCCGGCGUGAAUCUGGCGGACAGCCACGGGGCCAUCUCCUCGGUGGUGUCCGACGCCAGCUCCGCGGUGUAUUACUGCAACUACCCCGACGUCUGACGGGCCCCCUCCGACCCAGCCUGCAGGCCAGAAGCACAAACAGUGUUACACACUUCCUGGAGGAGCUAAGGAAAUCCUCAGCCUCAUGUCGUGUCAUGUUGUUUUGAAGUUGCCUUGGCGUAUAAUUUAUGGUAAUUUAUUUUGUCUGCCACUCGAACACUUGGGGGGAGAAAAAUGUGAGGUGGUGUUUGAAGAUUGGUUCAGACACUUGUUUCCCACAGUUGCGUUGUCAAAACCCCAUUUCCAAAUUCAAGUUCACCGGUUUUCAGUGGGUCCCGGAACAACUCGCUCCGUUUCCCGAAGCUUUUUAUUGAUCUAAGAAAUUUUAUCCCGGGUGUGUUUUUUCAAUCUUAAAAAAAAUAAAUAAAUAAAAUCUGGAAUCCUA